Molecule: messenger RNA, 810 nt
Organism: Carya illinoinensis
Lineage: Eukaryota; Viridiplantae; Streptophyta; Magnoliopsida; Fagales; Juglandaceae
Exons: 1
Coding region: 1-810 (269 amino acids)
Source: RefSeq, a predicted model, not a curated record
AUGGAAUUAUUCAGGGAAGUUUUUCAAGAAGGGAAUCUUUAUGACUUAGGGUGGCAGGGUGACAAGUAUACAUGGGGCAAUUUGGAUGGAGAUGAAACUUUCACCAAGGAAAGAUUAGACAGGGCUGUUUCCAAUCCUGUUUGGAUAGAAGUUUACAAGGAAGUAUGGGUGGAAAUGAUGGUGGCCAGUACCUCUGAUCAUAAGCCUUUGCUAGUCCAUUUAAAAGAGUACAAGGUGUUGGAAGGGGGCAUUAGAAAAGCUUUUAAAUAUGAAGCCAACUGGGCUUUGGACGAGGAGUUUGAACUGAUCUUAAAGAAGGCAUGGAAGCAUGAAGUGUUUGAAAGGCAUCGGUCUAGCAAAAUGGUGGAGUUACUAAACAGAAGCAAAGAAGUUCUACAGAAGUGGAGUAAGCAGCUUAGGAAGGGACGAAAAAAUGAGAUAGAAGAGAGAACAAAUCUUUUGCAAAGAUUGCAAGCUGUAGAAGAUAGAUACAAUGUUAUUGAGAUCAAGAGAGUAAAAGAAGAGGUGAGUUUGAUGCUGGAAAAAGAUGACCUGAGAUGGAGACAGAGAGCUAAAACUAAUUGGUAUAAGCUUGGAGAUAGAAAUACAAAGUAUUUCCAUGCUUGUACUAAUCAAAGGAAAAAAAGGAAUCAAAUCAUAGAAGUGGAGAAUGAGAGUAAUAUAAGGGUCAGGGGGUUCAAAGAAAUUGAGGAUACAUUCAGAGGAUACUUUGUGAAGCUGUUUCAGACAACAAAUCCAACUAGAGUAUCUCAAGGAAUUUUACUAGAUUGGAGGUGGAAGAGGCUGUGA